Carica papaya (papaya) is the source of this 693-nucleotide messenger RNA. The record is from RefSeq and is a predicted model, not a curated record. NCBI's taxonomy places the organism in Eukaryota, Viridiplantae, Streptophyta, Magnoliopsida, Brassicales, Caricaceae.
GAAUUAAAAAGCCGGAUGGCAAUGCGGUUUGUGAAGUCUCAGAUUUUUGAUUUGGCGCUCGUCCACUGUCACUGUUCUUGGUCAACAUUACCUGUAUCAUUUUCUUGCAAACACCAAGCAUAAGGAGAGUAUCAGCGACCACAAAAUGGCUGCCACCACCGCAUCCGGAACUGAAACAGUGACUUCUAGAAACAAAGUAAUUGAUUCGCAUCUCCACAUAUGGGCGUCCCCUGAAGAGGCUAAAGAUUAUCCGUACUUUCCUGAGAAAGAACCCACUUUGCCUGGAAAUGUUGAUUUCCUGCUCCAGUGCAUGGAAGAAGCUAGUGUAGAUGGUGCACUGAUUGUGCAGCCCAUUAAUCACAUGUUCGACCAUUCUUUAGUAACAAGCGUCCUGAAGAAGUACCUAACCAAGUUCGUUGGCUGUUGCCUAGCAAAUCCUGCGGAAGAUGGAAGUGGGGUUAAGCAACUUGAAAAUCUUAUUAUGGAGGAUGGCUACCAUGCUGUUCGAUUUAAUCCCUAUUUGUGGCCGUCUGGUCAAAAGGUACUGAUCUUAGUGCAAGAACAAUAAUUGCUAGCUAUGUUAACCUGUCAUUUCUUGUUAUAUCUUCUAGAUUUACUUCUUUACAUUUAAUAAAUGUGUCGACUUCUACUUAGGCGAAGUAGCUUAUAAACAACCUGUAGUGACUGACUUGU